Molecule: messenger RNA, 693 nt
Organism: Candidozyma auris
Lineage: Eukaryota; Fungi; Ascomycota; Pichiomycetes; Serinales; Metschnikowiaceae
Gene: CWH8
Product: dolichyldiphosphatase
Exons: 1
Coding region: 1-693 (230 amino acids)
Molecular function (GO): sphingosine-1-phosphate phosphatase activity
Source: RefSeq, a predicted model, not a curated record
AUGGAGCCCUUGGCUACUGCCUCGACGAUACCGUUCGACCAUACAUACAUUUUAUACAACCCCAAUGACCUCAUCUCCACAGUUUGUGUCCAGUUUUCCCUUCUCCCCAUAUACAUUAUGGUCUUCUACACGUCAUGGUUCCUCAUCACCAGAGAGAUUGAGCCAGUCAUCGCGGUUGGCGGCCAUCUUUUGGGAGAAUUGACUAACAAGGUGGUCAAGUGCAUUGUGAAACAGCCGCGUCCGGAUUUUCAUAAAGAUUUUGGCGCUGGUUCGUAUGGACUCACGUAUGGAAUGCCAUCUGCUCACUCACAAUUCAUGGGUUUUUUUGCAUCAUACUAUAUAUGCACAAUUUUGAUGAAGGUGCCGCUUCGAAGAGGAGGGAAGGCGGUAGGUGUCUUGGCUCUAGGCUCUGCUGCCUUUGGGGUGGCGUUUUCCAGGGUGUACUUGAUGUACCAUACAAUUGAGCAGGUCUUUGUUGGAGUGCUUGUGGGACUCGUUAUGGGAACAGGGUAUUUCGUAGUAGCUUCAUUGGCUCGUGAUGUGGGUCUUGUGGACUGGGUUCUCUCAUGGAGAAUCGUGAGAAUCUUCUGGGUCAAGGACUCGUACUAUCACUGCUAUCAAACUUACAAGGAGGAGUUCGAGGUGUCAGAAGAAAGAAAAGUUUUUAGAAAGGGUAUUAUGAGGGACAAAUGA